Molecule: messenger RNA, 1176 nt
Organism: Hyalella azteca
Lineage: Eukaryota; Metazoa; Arthropoda; Malacostraca; Amphipoda; Hyalellidae
Product: involucrin-like
Exons: 3
Coding region: 1-1176 (391 amino acids)
Source: RefSeq, a predicted model, not a curated record
AUGACUGAGCGAGUGAGGGUCUGCGUGAACCCAGAUAAGGUGAAGCCUUCAACACAGGUAAAUGCCAAGAUAGAAAAAGUGCCUCCCCUUAACACCGCUUACCGAAGACAGAGGAGCGCGAAGGUGAUAAUAUCAUCAAAAACUCAGAGCAGAGCUAAGAGGAAACUUGAAGCCUCUUCGCAGCAGCACGAGGCCUGUUGUCCCGACACGAAGCUGCAGCAGCAGCAACACGAGGCCUGUUGUCCCGACACGAAGCUGCAGCAGCAGCAACACGAGGCCUGUUGUCCCGACACGAAGCUGCAGCAGCAGCAACACGAGGCCUGUUGUCCCGACACGAAGCUGCAGCAGCAGCAACACGAGGCCUGUUGUCCCGACACGAAGCUGCAGCAGCAGCAACACGAGGCCUGUUGUCCCGACACGAAGCUGCAGCAGCAGCAACACGAGGCCUGUUGUCCCGACACGAAGCUGCAGCAGCAGCAACACGAGGCCUGUUGUCCCGACACGAAGCUGCAGCAGCAGCAACACGAGGCCUGUUGUCCCGACACGAAGCUGCAGCAGCAGCAACACGAGGCCUGUUGUCCCGACACGAAGCUGCAGCAGCAGCAACACGAGGCCUGUUGUCCCGACACGAAGCUGCAGCAGCAGCAACACGAGGCCUGUUGUCCCGACACGAAGCUGCAGCAGCAGCAACACGAGGCCUGUUGUCCCGACACGAAGCUGCAGCAGCAGCAACACGAGGCCUGUUGUCCCGACACGAAGCUGCAGCAGCAGCAACACGAGGCCUGUUGUCCCGACACGAAGCUGCAGCAGCAGCAACACGAGGCCUGUUGUCCCGACACGAAGCUGCAGCAGCAGCAACACGAGGCCUGUUGUCCCGACACGAAGCUGCAGCAGCAGCAACACGAGGCCUGUUGUCCCGACACGAAGCUGCAGCAGCAGCAACACGAGGCCUGUUGUCCCGACACGAAGCUGCAGCAGCAGCAACACGAGGCCUGUUGUCCCGACACGAAGCUGCAGCAGCAGCAACACGAGACCUUGAGUGAGAAGGCGAGUCGUCUGAGCGAGUGGAACCCGCCUGCGGUGCCUGGACGGCGCAACACUGCUGCUCUCGCCGGCUGCGCUCGCAUGGACGGCGCAAUACUGCUGCACAGUCGCUCCCUGAAAUUUAUCAUGUAA